This is a messenger RNA of Baudoinia panamericana UAMH 10762, 1995 nucleotides long. RefSeq lists its product as uncharacterized. Bases 109 to 1995 code for a protein of 628 amino acids. Lineage: Eukaryota; Fungi; Ascomycota; Dothideomycetes; Mycosphaerellales; Teratosphaeriaceae. Gene Ontology annotation, biological process: error-prone translesion synthesis. Gene Ontology annotation, cellular component: nucleus. The transcript is spliced from 2 exons. The record is from RefSeq and is a predicted model, not a curated record. Gene Ontology annotation, molecular function: DNA-directed DNA polymerase activity; damaged DNA binding.
CGUAUUCAAGGUCGCGUCACCACAUCAAUUACUCCACGUCAGAAAAGCACCCAAGCACAAGUCCUAGGAUUUAAAACAGGCUAGAGGGAAGGAUGAUGAAGGAUACGGAUGCCUCGCCAUAACGAUGAUCUGGCGGAUGAAGCCCAGAACGCCGUUGGCGCCACAGGCUGUGCGCCGGCAGCCAGCCAACACCAUACGCUGAAAUACCAUCUACUCGGACCAUCAUUGACAAAGUCUGGCCAAGAUGGAGUGGACCAGAAAAGGGUCUCUGAGAUCAUCUACAAUGCUUCAAAGGGUAGCAAAUACUUCAAUAAUGAGGAGCACAAAGACAAGAGUCUCACAAUUAAGAUCAACCGCAUCUUGGCCAAGAAGCGCGAGUUGCAGCGUAUUGAGGCACAAGGUGGCCUCAAGAAUGAGAUGAAGCGCGCAGAUGACUACAUUGCCGAAUUCGAGUAUGGCCGUGAUCUGAGUCAAGUGGUCGUACACGUGGACUGCGAUGCUUUUUACGCUGCAGUGGAGGAGUUGGAUCGGCCAGAGCUGAAGGAAGUGCCAUUUGCCGUUGGCGUGGGCGUGCUCACGACAUGCAACUAUAUCGCCAGGAAGUACGGCUGUCGAAGUGGCAUGGCUGGGUUCGUGGCGGACAAGCUAUGCCCGGAACUCAUCCACCUGCCGCUCAACUUCGAGAAGUACACAGCGAAGGCGAAGGAAGUUCGGGCGGUGCUGGAGCAAUACGAUCCGCGCUUCGAGUCUGCCAGCAUCGACGAGGCGUACCUGAACAUCACUCAGUACUGCCAAGACCAUGACAUGGAUCCCGAAGAAGCCGUCGCGCAGAUGCGGGCGCAAGUGUUCGAGCAUGCCAAGAUCACCAUAUCUGCUGGAAUCGCAGCUAACGCGAAGCUUGCCAAAAUAUGCAGCAACAAGAACAAGCCAAAUGGACAAUACAGGCUGCCAUCCGAGCGCACGAGCAUUUUGAUCUUCAUGCGCGACCUGCCGACUCGCAAAGUGAACGGCAUCGGCCGGGUGUUCGAGCGUGAGCUGGAUGCCAUCGGUAUCAAGACAUGCGGCGAUAUCUACGAACAGCGACAUUACCUUAGUAGGCUGUUUGGCGACAAGGCUUUCGAGUUCUUGAUGUCGGUCUACCUAGGUCUAGGUCGAACGGACGUGAGGCCCGUCGAGGAGUAUGAGCGCAAAAGCGUCGGUACGGAAAGCACCUUCCACGAUAUCUCCGAUCCGAAGGAGCUGCGAGACAAACUCCGCUGGACUGCCGAGGAGCUGGAGAAAGAUCUCAAGCGCACCGAGUUCAAAGGCCGCACGCUUGUUCUGAAGCUCAAGCUGCAUACGUAUGAAGUCUUCUCCAGGCAAGUGCAACCACCGAAGGCCGUCUAUACCGCAGACGAUCUGUACCACUUCAGCCUGCCUAUGCUGCAGAAGGUGGAAAAGGAAAUGCCGGGAAUGAAGCUGCGACUCAUGGGUUUGCGGUGUACGCAUCUGGUCAAUAUGAAGAAGGGCGAUGUGGACUUCUUCGGUCGGGCGAGGCAGCCCUCGCGGGACUCGGCGGAGACGGCACAGGGCUCAGUGCUACCUAAAGUGGAAGUGGACGAUGACGGGUGGCAGAAGUGGCCUGAUGAGGAGUUCGAAGACCAAGCGAGACAGGAGCAGCAGGAAGAAAUGGAGGAGCUCGAGACGCUGUCACAGACUCACCAAAGCAAAACUACCAAGAAGGAAAGGCCGCCAAUCGAACAGUGGAACUGCCCCAUCUGCGCAGCACCGCAAACGGCUGAUGAGCGAACAUUUAAUGAGCACAUUGACGGCUGUCUUUCACGACAGACGAUCAAAGAAAUUGUGUCAACAACUAACGAAAGAGACGAGCAACCGGAAAGGAAGGUUCUCAGCCUGAUGCCAGCAAAUAGCGCAAAGCGGAAACGGGGACGGCCACCUGGCGGUAGCAACGGUGAACUGGGACAAGCGGUGCGGAAGAGAGCGUUCUUUGCGUAG